UUGGUUCUCGAAGAGUCAACAUCAUCCCCUGGGAAGCAACGGAGUGAGUUUGCGAGAAACGCCCGAAAUAAAAGAGAAGAGAAAAAAAAAACAGAGUGAGUGAUAAUAGAAGAAAUAAAGUGAAGGUCUUUAAGUAAGCAAAGAGAGAAAGAAGAAUAAGCAAAAAGGAUCCUGUUUAAGGAAGAGGAAAACGAAAGUGAGGAACAAAAAAGUCGAAGAUUGUUUAAAAGAGAAACAAGUGAAGUGAUAAAUAUUCAUAGACAAGGAAACGACGAAAAAAAAAAACGAUCACUGAUCAAGUGGAAUAACCAGAUAAUACCAGAAAAAGCUUGACUCCUUAGUCAAAAAGUUCGUUGGUAGGUCGCACCGGGUCGAAACGCAAAAGUUGCAAAAAUGGUACUUCGAAGCAAGCACUUUGCCCGCCACAUCUUCCAGCACCAGCACAAGCUGAUCCAGCAGCUGCUGCAGAACCAGAUCCGGCUGUGCAGCGGCGGCUCCCAGCAGGUCAAGCAGGCCCUCCGCCUGGACGAAGAUGACAUCAAUAACAUCAACAUCCGCACGGUCGCCCCACCCGCGACACCCUUCCCGAUGACGCUGGAGCACGCGGCCGACGUGGGCGAACAGUUUAAGUAUUCCGACCUGUCCGUCCGGCUGGCGGCGCCGCACCAGCUGCACCCGAAGCCCGACGCGGACGAUCUGUCGUUCGGCAAGUACUUCACCGACCACAUGCUGCGGAUCGCGUACCACCGGCGGCUCGGCGGCUGGCAGAAGCCGGAAAUCACCCCCAUGGAGAACCUGAACUUGCAUCCGGCGGCCAAGGUGUUCCACUACGCGGUUGAGCUGUUCGAGGGCAUGAAGGCGUACCGUGGCGUCGAUGGACGAAUCCGGUUAUUCAGACCGGAGAUGAACAUGGCCCGUAUGAACGUUACCGCGCACCGCUCCGGAUUGCCGACCUUUGACGGCGAAGCCCUGAUCAAAGCCAUGUGCCGACUGAUCCUGAUCGAUUCCGAGUGGGUGCCGCACACCGAGUCGUCCAGCUUGUACAUUCGACCCACGCUGAUCGGAAUUGAGCCAACCCUCGGAGUCGCCUCGUCGGAUUCGGCCCUCCUCUACACGAUCCUCUCCCCAGUUGGUGCCUACUUCAAGCCUGGUGCCGGCGGUCUCAAGCUGUACGCCGACCCGAAGUACACCCGGUCCUGGCACGGCGGUGUCGGCGACCGCAAGGUCGGCUCCAACUACGGACCAACGAUCCACGUGCAGAAGGAAGCGCUCAAGCAGGGUUGCCACCAGGUGUUGUGGCUGUACGGCGACGACCACGAGCUGACCGAGGUCGGCGUCAUGAACGUGUUCAUGCUGUACAUCAACGACAAUGGAGAAAAGGAAAUGCUCACCCCACCCCUGGACGGGCUAAUUCUGCCCGGAAUCACCCGUGACUCGAUCAUCCGGUUGUGCCGCGAGUGGGGAGAGUUCACCAUCAAGGAGCAGAAGUUCACCAUGCCCUGGAUCCGCCAGCUGGCCAAGAAAGGACGGUUGCUGGAGAUGUUCGGCGCGGGCACGGCCGCCGUCGUCAGCCCGAUCGAGCGCAUCGCGUACGAGGGCGAGGAGAUCUACGUGCCGACGGACGCCCAGGACUCGCCGGUGUACCGGCGGUUGUACGACACGCUCACCGGCAUCCAGUACGGCAAGAUUGACCACCCGUGGGCCACGGUGAUAGAUUAAAAGGUGCGGAAAGUGUUUGUAUAGUAUCGAAUAUCGCCUCGGAAAAUCAUCCGCCGGCUUCCCGGAAGUUUGUGGAGAGUCGUGGAGAGGGAAAAGACACCCUAACCGCAAUGUUUUUGGGUUAGGGUCACUAGGCUAGGCGCGAUUGUGUAAAUAGUGCGGAGAUUUCCUUGUUUAUUUUUAUUUUGAGUAAGAUUCAACAGCUGUUUCUUGUUUUGAAUAGAUGUGCCAAAUUUUGCAUGCAAAGAGCCCACUUGUGACCGGUUUUGGUCACAAGUGGCUGUCAUAUCUAUUUGAAUUUUAAGAAGAUUGUGAUUUUCAUCUAUUUUGUUUUCAACCAGAAUCAUUUUCUCUAAACUAUACUUUGUAGAUCUACUUACUCUUGCAGAAAGAGGAACGAAAUCGAAAUUGCAUGAAGCAUUUAUUAGUUUUUAGGUAGGACCGCUUUAAUCCUUUUAAUUUCAACUUCCCUCUGAGUGAUAGAUGAUGGAUUACUGUUUAAAACGGGGUGAGCUUUCUCGCAGGACCACGCAGGGCAAGUCGUGUGAUACAGUUAGUUUGAAUUAUUUUGUUGCUAGUGGAGUUAAGAAUGGUUCCCCUUGCCGGACAUGUGAUAAGGUAAACAAAACUCAGGAAAUUGGGAAACAAUUUCAGUGGUCUUCCUCGCAGUCGCAACUGGGGCACAACAUUACCCUUCCCCCCACAAAAUUGGCAAAGAAAAUAAUUGGAACAGCAAAAAUCUGGGCCCGCUUCGCGCGGAUGAUGUUUGAAGUCUAACAGAACCAAAUUAACACACAAAACAAAGAAAAAAUCCGUAAAAAAACCCAUCAAAAUUCAAACGAAUCGGCUGCAAACAGAAAAAUUUGCGAGGACGACGCAGCAGGCAUGGUUUGAAAUAUUUCACUGAAAUGUUUCCCGCAGCAAGCGAAGCGAAGCUUGCCCGUUGAGAUAAAAGCUCGCGCGAGUGUGAGUGUGGGUGCGCAAAAGUUGGUAGUAUUUAAGGAUUUUUGAAUUUAUUUUUAUCUCUCUUUUUAACGAAAAAAAAAAAAAACAAAAACAUAAACAAAAAAUAAA
Molecule: messenger RNA, 2793 nt
Organism: Culex pipiens pallens (northern house mosquito)
Lineage: Eukaryota; Metazoa; Arthropoda; Insecta; Diptera; Culicidae
Gene: Bcat
Product: branched-chain-amino-acid aminotransferase, cytosolic
Exons: 7
Coding region: 394-1719 (441 amino acids)
Biological process (GO): L-leucine biosynthetic process; L-valine biosynthetic process
Cellular component (GO): mitochondrion
Molecular function (GO): branched-chain-amino-acid:2-oxoglutarate transaminase activity
Source: RefSeq, a predicted model, not a curated record